AUGUCCGCUGUUCUGUAUUCGUUUUGGAUGCGUUUUAAAGCUUGGUGGGCAUCAACGAAAGCUAGAACCCACCUCUAUCGAGUGCAACAGGAAGGUGAUUGUUUCUGGAGUUUGGAUGUGUUGCUGCUCGUGGCAGGGCUACCGAGUACGUUAACAUCUCAAUGGAGCAAUGAACGCUGUAUUCGCUAUUCUACCAUAUGUUUAUUUGUAAUCCAAGCGAUUAUGUACAUAUUGCAAGCAAUUCAUGUUGUAAUUUUGAAAAAGGAAGCAUCCUUCAUUCUAAUGGAAGGUGUAAAAGCUUCCUCCAUCGUGUUAAUUAUCUUGAAAAUGGUGGUCAUGGUUCGUCUCAGGGAACCGAUUGCUUGCGUCAGAAGUUUUAUCAACAGUAGUUGCGUGAGCUCCGGAGAUGAAGCCUACGAUGGACACGAGCUCAAUAAAUUCAAUCGUUCCGCAACAACGAUGCUGCGAGUUAUAUUUGGAUUCAUCGCCGUGGACACCGUUUUGAUUAUGAUCCCAAACAACACUACCCAAGCAGUGUUUGAAUUACCUCUUCAAAUGUUGGGUGUCGCAAAACAAGAAUCAUUGAUCGUGCAUGUUUUGUUCCUUGGCCUAUUACCACUUGGAAUGGGACUGAAAGCUUCGACCAAUAUGGCGAGCAUCGGAACUCUGCUCAUGGGAAUGCGUGCAAAGUUGAAGAUUUUGGCUCAUCGUUUUGAACUAACAUCGCUACGAUCAUACUUGGACGAGGCGCAUUAUCUUGAGCACUUGGAACUGGAAGUGCGGGAAAUAUAUGAUCAACAUCUGGAAUACUGGAGACACUUGAAGAUCCUGAAAACUAUGAUCGAAGAAGCAUUCUGCCUUGUUCAUUUUUUCUCGAUUUAUGCGAUUGGAACAAUGUUUUAUGUGUCGAAAAUAAUGGGAAUCAACACUAUGUCAGCCAUGAUCAUUGCGUCCAUGGCGUGUCUGUUGCUGGAAUACUACAUGUGGUGUCGACUGGUGGACUCGCUCCAAGAAGAGGCAGAGCCCAUCGGACUACACAUUUGUCAAAUCUGCACUCGGAUGCCAUUCAGCAGAAAGAAUGCAUCGCAAUACAUCCAGCUGCGUACUUCUUUGAUGAUAAUUUGGAUUAACACGCGAAACGGAUUGACGAUGGACUGUUUGGGCUUGUUUCAAAUUUCGACGACUGGCUUCGUCGGUUUGCUGAAUAUUGUUUACACUGUGUUGACCUUUUUGAUUGAAAUGAACUAA
Molecule: messenger RNA, 1248 nt
Organism: Armigeres subalbatus
Lineage: Eukaryota; Metazoa; Arthropoda; Insecta; Diptera; Culicidae
Exons: 4
Coding region: 1-1248 (415 amino acids)
Source: RefSeq, a predicted model, not a curated record